AUGCCGGAAAUGGCUAGCAUUGAUACAGUAGCGGGUGCAAAAUUCAUUACUGUAUGUGAAGUACAAAGCGCGUACCACCAAAUACCAAUCGCCGAGGAAGAACAAGACAAAACGGCAUUCGUAACACGAAAUGGGAAAUGGGUUUUCAAAAGACUUCCCUUCGGGAUUGCUAACGCUCCCUUCCUCUUUCAACGGACAAUGGCGUUGGCGUUUGCACAUUUUGGUCCCAAAUCCGGGCUCCUAGUGAGUCGGGCGCGGGCGACGCUGGCGGUGGCGCCCCCUCGAGCAGGGAGGGCGCGAGCGUCGCCCCAUCUACCCACGUCGACCGGCACGGCCGAUGUGGGCGGCGGCGAGGACGACCGCCGCAGCAGCAGCAGCCGCGGUAGCGGCGGCAGCGGCGGCAGCGACGGCGACAGCAGUAGCCGCGGUAGCGGCGGCAGUGGCAGCGACAGCAGCAGCGGUGGCAGCAGCGUCGAUGACGGCGGCAGCGACAGCAGCAGUGGCAGCGACAGCGAGACGGAUCUCCCGGCGCUCUGUGGGCCAGAGGCCCGGCGGCUCGCCCGCUUCGACAAGCCGGCGGAACUCACCAGCCGCCGCACUAGGGAGAACCCUCGCCGAAAUCCGAGGUACGAGUCGCCCCCGUCGCCGCCCACAUCGGCCCCGUCGCCGACAAGUGCCGAAGCCCUGCUCGCCUCGGUGGCGAGCCUGCCCGUCAGCAGCACGGAGGAGUUCACCAGCUGGAUGCUCUCGGCGGUGCUUCACGUGGCGGACGCGCUAGAGGCGAGGGUGGCCAUGAGGGAAGAGUUUGAAGGGCACUUGGGCACGGGGACGUUUUCAUUCGUAGACGGUGCGCCAGAGGGGCGCAGGCCUGUGAGCUCAAAGUGGUGUUUUAGUUGGAAGACCAACAAGGAAGGGAAGAUAGACAAGUUCGAAGCGCGUCUGGUUGCUAGGGGGUUUUCGCAAAUCCCGAACGUCGAUUAUUUCCAUUCGUCUUCCCCUUGCCCCUCAUCCGCAUCCAUUAAGCUGAUGCUUGCGGUAGCGAACGAGAAGGGCAUGAACCUCAAUCACUGGGAUGUGAAGCAGGCGUAUACACACGCUACGCUAGACGAGGAGGUUUUUCUGAAGCUCCCCGCUGGGUGCGGGGACAAGUCGCAUAAGAUUGCUAAGGCUGAGCGUGCGAUUUAUGGUCUGAAGCAGAGCGGUAGGCAGUGGGGGUACCACGCUGCUGAUACGCUAGUCGAGAACGGGUUCGAGAAAUGCAAGGCGGAUCCGUGUGUUUUCCGCAAGAUGGUAGACGAAGUCGUGGGGUACCACGCUGCUGAUACGCUAGUCGAGAACGGGUUCGAGCAAUGCAAGGCGGACCCGUGUGUUUUCCGCAAGAUGGUAGACGAAGUCGUGGUGAUGAUUAUCGUGAUUUAUGUGGAUGACAUUUUGGUGGCUGGGUAUGACGAGGAUUGCGAGGAGUUGCUUGCUUCUCUCAACAAGAAAUUCCCCACCAAAAACCUUGGAGAGUGUCAAUGGUUUGAUGGGUGUGCCAUCGAGAGAGAUGUAGAGGCUGGGACUCUUAGAAUCUCCCAAACCGCGUAUAUCGACAGCAUGGUUGAACGCUUCGAUGUGAAAUCAACUUCCCGCAUCCCCGCUACCCCUGGUGCCGAUCUAGGGCCGAAGCGAGAGGAUGAGGAAGGAGGGGAGUGGCCGGUGAGGGAGGCCAUCGGCAGCAUGAUGUGGGUGUCGACUUUCUCGCGUCCAGACGUCUCGUUCGCCGUGCGUGCGGUAGCGCGCCACGCCAACGCCCCGGCGAAGAGGCCAUGGGNACCAGUGAACCCCCUCAGCUCAGGUCGCACGAAACACAUCGACGUGAGGUUUCAUUUCAUCCGCGGAUUGUUUAGGUCAAGAGGUAUUACGGUCAAGUUUGUUCCGACAACGGAGCAACACGCGGACCUCCUUACCAAGGCCCUUAGCAGGGCCAGCCUGCAGUACCACCGGAGCAAGUUGGUGAAUUUGCCGAAGCUGUAG
Messenger RNA from Ectocarpus sp. CCAP 1310/34, 2016 nucleotides. Lineage: Eukaryota; Phaeophyceae; Ectocarpales; Ectocarpaceae. The record is from the annotation of a GenBank genome assembly.